AUGGUUCAAAAAGUUUUAUUAUUAGGUUCGGGUUUCGUUGCUAAGCCAACAGUCGAUAUUUUAUCGCAAGACCCCAACAUUGAAGUCACUGUCGCAUGCAGAACAUUAUCCAAGGCUAAGGAGUUGGCUGGUGAUAAAGCCCAGGCUAUUUCAUUGGAUGUUAAUGACACCGCAGCUUUGGAUGCUGCAGUUGCUAAAUUUGACUUGGUUAUUUCAUUAAUUCCAUACACUUAUCAUGUCAAUGUCGUCAAAUCAGCCAUCAAGAAUAAAAAGCACGUUGUCACUACAUCCUACAUCAACCCACAAUUGAAGGCUUUGGAGAAGGAGAUUGAAGAUGCUGGAAUCACUGUGAUGAAUGAAAUUGGAUUGGAUCCUGGUAUUGACCAUUUGUACGCUGUCAAGGCCAUCGAGGAUGUUCAUAAAGAAGGAGGUAAGAUUAAAUCAUUCUUGUCAUAUUGUGGUGGAUUGCCAGCCCCAGAAAACUCCGAUAACCCAUUGGGUUACAAAUUCUCAUGGAGUUCUAGAGGUGUCUUGUUGGCGUUGAGAAAUGCUGCCAAGUAUUGGCAAGAUGGCAAGAUUGUUGAUGUGAAAUCCGAGGAUUUGAUGGCCACUGCAAAACCAUACUUUAUCUACCCUGGUUUUGCCUUGGUUUGCUACCCAAACAGAGACUCGACUACUUACAAAGAAUUAUACAAUAUCCCCGAGGCUGAAACUGUCAUUAGAGGUACCUUGAGAUUCCAAGGGUUCCCUGAAUUCAUUAAAGUUUUAGUUGACACUGGGUUUUUGAAAGAUGAAGAGACUGAAAUUUUCACCAAGCCUGGCCCAUGGAAUGAGGCCACUGCUAAAUUGAUUGGAGCAAAAUCUUCAUCUGCAGAAGAUAUCAUUGCUCAAAUCAAGAGCUUGACCAAGUUCAAAUCUGCCGAGGAUGAAGAACGUAUUCUUGAUGGAUUCAAGUGGUUGGGAUUAUUAUCCGACAAACAAUUGACCCCCAAGGGUAACCCAUUGGAUACAUUGUGUGCCACUUUGGAGCAAUUGAUGCAAUACGAACCAGGUGAGCGUGAUUUGGUUAUUUUGCAACACAAAUUUGGUGUUGAGAAUAAAGACGGUACAACUGAAACUAGAACUUCCACAUUGGUUGAUUAUGGUGAUCCAAAGGGCUAUUCUUCUAUGGCUAAAUUGGUUGGUGUUCCUUGUGCUGUGGCCACUAAACAGAUUUUGAAUGGUACAUUGAGCAAAAAGGGGUUAUUGGCGCCAAUGAGCUCAGAGAUUAAUGAUCCAAUUAUGAAAGAGUUGAAGGAUGAAUAUGGCAUUUACUUGGUUGAAAAGACUCUUUAG
Molecule: messenger RNA, 1335 nt
Organism: Lodderomyces theae
Lineage: Eukaryota; Fungi; Ascomycota; Pichiomycetes; Serinales; Debaryomycetaceae
Gene: LYS9
Product: saccharopine dehydrogenase (NADP+, L-glutamate-forming)
Exons: 1
Coding region: 1-1335 (444 amino acids)
Cellular component (GO): cytoplasm
Molecular function (GO): saccharopine dehydrogenase activity
Source: RefSeq, a predicted model, not a curated record